Molecule: messenger RNA, 588 nt
Organism: Pneumocystis jirovecii RU7
Lineage: Eukaryota; Fungi; Ascomycota; Pneumocystomycetes; Pneumocystales; Pneumocystaceae
Exons: 3
Coding region: 1-588 (195 amino acids)
Source: RefSeq, a predicted model, not a curated record
AUGUGCCAUGUGCCGUAUGCUAUGUCGUGUGCUGCGUGCUGUGCUCUGCGCGCUGGCGCAUGCGCGCGAGGACGGCGUGCUCGUGGAACGGCGCCUCUGCCAGCAGAGGCGCUUCGAGGACGGCGGCGUGCUGCGGGGGUUAGCGUGGCGAGACGAGUGGGAGGUGUACCGCUGAGGCAGCCGAGUGGAAGACGACGAGCGCCGAAAGGAGCUUCUUGGAAGCCGGCGCAUCACGAACGAGGACGUGCUCAACAGGGCCGAAGCGAAGAAAGAGGUCGAGGAGGGCCUGCUUGUCGAAGGAGAGCGGCACAGCGGGCGCAGGCGGCGCAGACGGGGGCGCAGCGCCCUCGGCCUGCAGCGCAGCCAGGCGCUGCCUACGGAGGGCAAGGCCCUCCUGCUGGAGCUUACGGAGGGUCUCGUGAAGGGCGCCAUCAGAAGCGGUCUUCUGGGCCUUGGCACGGGUCUCGCGGCGCUCGAGGUCAAGCACCAUCUGCUGCCUGUGAAGGUCGAGGGCUUCGUGCUUGCGCUUCUUUGCGAGCAGAGCCUCUCGAGAGCGGUCGUACUCGGAGCGGGCGGCGGGGUCGCUGA